GUGCGCCAGGACAUGGACAAGCUGGCGCGGGUGAUGUUCCUGUUGCUGUGCCACAUCACGUCCAUAGCGAAGCAGCUCGUCUUCCACCUGAAGGCGGAUAGGAUAGAUGAAAUGCUCGGGGGAUUGGACGAGCCGCUGUACAACCAGAGCGCGGCGGUGCACCAGCGCCUACUGCGCGUGACGGCGGCGCGCGCGGCGCGGUUCGUGCGCGCGUACGCGGGCUGCGCCGUGGUCACGUGCACGCUGUGGAUCACGUUCCCCGUCAUGUACCACCUGCAGGGCCAGCUCGUCGAGUUCCCGUUUUGGAUUAACGUUGACUACAAUCAGUCAAAAAUGUUCAUCUUGGUGCUGGCGUACUCGUAUUAUGUGACGACGCUAGUUGGCAUCGCGAACACGACGAUGGACGCGUUCAUGGCCACCGUACUCAACCAGUGCAAAACCCAGCUGAGAAUAUUGCGAAUGAACUUUGAAUACUUACCUCUGCAAGCGGCGGAGGUGCUGAAAACGAGUCCUGGCCAGAGUUACGAUGCAGUUCUCAUGAGACUGUUCAAAGAGUGUCUGCUGCACUAUGAAAAAAUUACCAAAACUGCAAAGAUGCUGCAAGACAUUUUCGGCACAGCCAUUCUGAUUCAAUUCGGCAUCGGUGGUUGGAUCCUGUGCAUGGCUGCGUACAAGAUCGUCACGCUGAACGUGCUGAGCGUGGAGUUCGCGUCGAUGACUCUGUUUAUCAGCUGCAUCCUGACGGAGCUGUUUCUCUACUGCUACUAUGGCAACGAAGUCACUGACGAGAGCUCGCGCGUGUCGGAGUCGCUGUACAGCAUGGAGUGGGCGCGCGCGGGCACGGCGUUCCGCCGCUCGCUGGUGCUGGUCAUGGAGCGCGCCAAGCGCCCGCUGCGCCCCGCCGCCGGCCGCGUCAUCCCGCUCUCUCUCGACACGUUUGUCAAGAUAAUAAAGUCGUCAUACACUUUCUACGCAGUACUGCGCCAGACGAAGUAGUCGAUCGGAAUAACACGAUGCGCGACGACAUCGCUAGAUUAUACAACUAUUAGAUGAGCUUUGCCUACAAUAGUCUAUCACCGAUACUCCUUUUAAGAGCAUUACUUUUUUUUGAGCACGAAAAAUCAUCCUGUGGCUUAUCCCGCCUUAGAUGAGGCAAGAGAGAUUGGAUGGCUCUUACUGCUAAUCUAAUCUAAUCUGCUUCGAGCCGGAUCCCUGGUAAUUCGCGAGGCCGUCCGCAGUUCCAGAUUGAGCAUCAGUCCUACUGGGCCCCCUCUAUGGUGGUCUGGUCCCUCUAUAAAGCGCGCACCGAACGCGACGCGCUAUACGCACACAGCUUAAAAGCAUAGCCACACAGUACAGCUGCGUUCAUUGUUUAGCGUUGAGGCACCAGUCUUCAGUCGUUUUUUGUAUUGAAUAGAAACAUCUAUAACUUAUUGUUUAUUAAAAUUAGUAGUGAACUGUGUAUUUCGUAAGGCACAAAGUUUUACUUUUCACUUUUAUUGAACAUAUACGAACUAUGUUUACCUAUAGAUAAGUAUUCAAUUGUUGCUGUGUGCAAAGUUUAAACGUUUGGACGUAAUAAAUAAAAAAUAUACUCGGA
Spodoptera frugiperda (fall armyworm) is the source of this 1600-nucleotide messenger RNA. Its product is annotated as odorant receptor 4-like. Lineage: Eukaryota; Metazoa; Arthropoda; Insecta; Lepidoptera; Noctuidae. Gene Ontology annotation, molecular function: odorant binding; olfactory receptor activity. Gene Ontology annotation, cellular component: plasma membrane. The transcript has 8 exons. The coding region runs from base 13 to 996 and encodes 327 amino acids. Gene Ontology annotation, biological process: detection of chemical stimulus involved in sensory perception of smell; sensory perception of smell. The record is from RefSeq and is a predicted model, not a curated record.